Danaus plexippus (monarch butterfly) is the source of this 1372-nucleotide messenger RNA. RefSeq lists its product as uncharacterized. The transcript has 5 exons. The record is from RefSeq and is a predicted model, not a curated record. Lineage: Eukaryota; Metazoa; Arthropoda; Insecta; Lepidoptera; Nymphalidae. The coding region runs from base 313 to 792 and encodes 159 amino acids.
UAUGUUGUAAUUGUGAUAUCUGCCUCAAAAUAUCUCAUCUCAGAUUAAAUUGACAUCAUUAAAUUGUUUAUGAAUAUUUUUUAUAAUAUAAUUUUUACGAAUUUAAGCGAGAUUUGUUAUUGCGUCAUCCAAAAUGUGCAUCCCCAGUACGCAUCCGCGUCAUGUCAUUGAUUAAAAUUUUAGACCCACAGUCGUCGGAACCUGCCGAUAGUAACGGCAGAUGCGUUUAAUUCAGGUUUAAAUACUCAAAAUUCUUUUAGAUUUAUAUUAACUGGUGCUUAUAUAUUGAAUUUAAAUAAUAAAAAGUUCACCAUGACACAGAAGCAGGAAAAGCCGAGGUGCUGCAACUACACCUUAAAACACGGUUGUGUGUUGCUGGGGAGUUUGAAUGCGCUUAUAUCAUUCGUGCUUUUGGCAAUAAUGAUCUAUCUGAUGAUAAUGUUCUCUGUGUUUAACAAUGGUGCCAAUGAUAAAGAUCCCGGGCAGAGGGUUCAUCCUAUCUUUGUGUUAUCACUGUUAGUGAUUUUCAUUCUCAUGAUAAAGCUGUCCUUGGACGUUCUUUUCAUUUACGCUGUCGUUAAGAAACACGCCAACGUCGUCAGAGUGUAUUUCUUUGUGUCCAUAACGAUCUGCGUUUUGAUAACGAUCUUUGUAACCUAUGAAAGUCUUGUAAGCGGCAUGGUCGGAGCCUCUUUGGUGGAAUUGAUGUUUUAUAGUCUCGAUAUUAUCACGAUAUUCCUAAGUUACUUUUACAGCGAAGAACUAAAAGAUAAAGUAAAGGAUGAAGUCUAAACGAAGUCUUUUUUCCGAAUGAGAUGUCAAUGAUCACGUGAAUAUUCCAAACGGUUUUAAGAAUUAGAUUAUCAAUAGAUUUAGAGGAAAUUUAGUAAUUAAUGUAUGUUGUUAGUAGACGAAACUAAUGAAAAGUUACGUGAUAGAGAAGAAAUAUUUAUUAAAAAAAAUAUAUAUAGUAUACAAAUUAAUAGAAUAUAUUUUUGAAUUUCGUUGUGAAGAUGAAAUUAUAAAAUAAAAAUAUAUAUAUAUAUUUAUGUGGGCUCUUUAAUAUGAAAAAUAUUAUACUUUGAUGGAUAAAUGUAUUUUUAUAGGCUACUACAACUUUUACUCUUUGAUGUCAUAGUUCUCUUCCUGUGGCAGGACGUGUGUUUUGCCAUUUGCCAAUAUCGUUAACCAAGUAAAAAACCUUUGUGCGUGACUUGUAUCAACUGUUCCGGAUUUGUGUUCUGAUUUAUAACAAUUUGUUUUAUAUUAUAACUUUACCUACAUUACUUUUAAUGUAUCUUUCGAUGUCUGUUGAUGAAAAUCUUAUAAAUGUAUUAUAUUAUGAUGGAAUUUAAUAAAGUUUUACGUCUUA